AUGGAAAUGAUAAGAGGGAAUCCAAACGAUUCAUAUAAGGAGUUGCCGAGGUAUUUGUAUAUGUUGGAGCAUACAAAUCCAGGAACGGUUCAAAGUUGCACAAAUCAGAAGAUGGAUGCUUUCUUUAUGCAUAUGUUUCGCUAUAUGCAUCUAUCAAGGGAUGGAGCUGGAAAAAUCCUUCCAAUUGCAUAUGCAAGUGUAGAUUCAGAGAAUAACAAAUCUUGGGAGUGGUUCUUCGUCCAGAUAAAGGGUACUUUUGGUGUUAGGGAAGGGAUGUGUAUAGUUUCAGAUAGAAAUGAAAGCAUCUUCAAUUCCACAAAAGCUGUGUACCCAGAAGUACCACAUUGUAUUUGCAUGUUUCAUUUGUGGCAGAAUGUCAAGCGCACAUUCAAGAAACAUCACAAACAAUUGAAGGAUAUCUUCUUUGCUUUGUCUAGAGCUUACACGAUAGAAAAGUUUGACUACUAUAUGACAGAGAUGUGCAAAAUUGAUCCAAAAGUGCAGCCUUACUUGUUCGAAAUUGGCUACGAAAGGUGGUCUAGGGCAUACUCCAAAGUAAAAAGGUUGAUGGUAAUGACUUCCAAUAUUGCAGAGUCAAUUAAUGCAGCAAACAAGGAUGCUAGAGAGUUACCAGUAAUGCAAUUGCUGGAGUACAUGACAAAUUUGCUACAACAGUGGAACAACAAAAACAGAAAAAGUGAAAUGGAGACAUCUACAGAGCUUGGCGAAAAGUACGACAAACUCUUUCGGGAAAAUCUGAUUACAUCGGAGCAAAUGACGGUGAGGCUUGUUACGGUGCAGUUAUAUACUGUGCUUGAAGGGGUAAGGCGAAACAUAGUGUGCCUUGAAGAGGGAACAUGCAGUUGCGGCAAAUUUCAAAUGGAUAAACUUCCAUGUUCGCAUGCUUGGGCGGUUUUGAAGAACCAGCAGCUGAAACCUGGCCAGUAUUGCUCUUUUUACUACAAGAAGGAUAACCUCCUUAGAACUUAUGAAUUUUCAGUAAAUCCGAUGUCAGAUGAGAGUUUAUGA
Messenger RNA from Nicotiana attenuata, 1029 nucleotides. RefSeq lists its product as uncharacterized. Bases 1 to 1029 code for a protein of 342 amino acids. The record is from RefSeq and is a predicted model, not a curated record. Lineage: Eukaryota; Viridiplantae; Streptophyta; Magnoliopsida; Solanales; Solanaceae. Gene Ontology annotation, molecular function: zinc ion binding. The transcript is spliced from 4 exons.